Dromaius novaehollandiae (emu) is the source of this 1819-nucleotide messenger RNA. It is a transcript of the gene ING2, whose product is annotated as inhibitor of growth family member 2. Bases 350 to 1207 code for a protein of 285 amino acids. The transcript is spliced from 2 exons. Gene Ontology annotation, cellular component: nucleus. NCBI's taxonomy places the organism in Eukaryota, Metazoa, Chordata, Aves, Casuariiformes, Dromaiidae. Gene Ontology annotation, biological process: positive regulation of DNA-templated transcription. The record is from RefSeq and is a predicted model, not a curated record.
UCCCCGGCGGCUCCCGCCCCCUGCCACGCGCCGGACCACUGGGAGCGGGCGAGGGAGGAAGGCGGGAGAAUGCGAACCCCUCGCAGCGCCUCCAGCCGCGCCUUAUAAGGGCAGGGCCUCGCGCAUGCGCGUAGCCUAGCGCCCAGGGGCGGGGGCUCCAAGUGGGUUUCGCAGCGGCGGCGGCGGCGCCGGGGCGGGAAGGGGCGCGGGGACCCGGCGGUGGCGGCGGCGGCCGGGGCCGGGGCCGAGGCGCGCUCCCUGUCGCUGCGGGCGGCGGCGGCCGCGGGAACGGAGCGGGGCGGGGCGGGGGUCGCUCCGGGCCCGCGGGGUGGGCGGCGCGGCGCGGUGCAUGUGCUGCGGGCGCGGGGGGAUGAUGCUGGCGGGGCCGCAGCUGGUGGCGGGGCCGGCGGCGCCCGGCGGGGAGCGGGCCCGGCUGCUCUCGCUGUACGUGCAGGACUACCUGGAGUGCGUGGAGUCGCUGCCGCUGGACAUCCAGCGCAACGUGUCGCUGCUGCGGGAGAUGGACACGCAGUGUCAAGAAGCAUUAAAAGAAAUAGAUGAUGUCUAUGAAAAAUACAAGUCAGAAAAUGAUCCUGUUCAGAAGAAACGCUUGCAGCAGCAUCUUCAGCGUGCAUUAAUCAACAGCCAAGAACUUGGAGAUGAAAAAAUUCAAAUAGUUACUCAGAUGCUAGAACUGGUAGAGAAUAGAGCGCGGCAAAUGGAAACACACUCUCAGUGUUUUCAAGAUCUGUCUGAGAACGAAAAGCCUCUAGAAAAGGCAAAGAUGGAAUCCUGCCAACCAGAGAGAUCUUCACGUCGACCCCGUCGCCAGCGAACCAGUGAAAGCCGCGAUCUGUGCCAUAUAGCAAAUGGUAUUGAUGACUGCGAUGAGCCACCUAAAGAAAAAAGAUCCAAAUCUUCCAAGAAGAAAAAACGCUCCAAAGCCAAACAAGAGAGGGAAGUUUCACCUGUAGAAUUUGCAAUUGAUCCCAAUGAACCAACUUACUGCUUAUGUAACCAAGUGUCUUAUGGCGAAAUGAUAGGAUGUGAUAAUGAACAGUGUCCUAUUGAGUGGUUUCACUUCUCAUGUGUUGGACUCACCUACAAACCAAAGGGGAAAUGGUAUUGCCCCAAGUGCAGAGGAGAUAAUGAGAAAACUAUGGACAAAUGUACUGACAAAUCAAAAAAGGAUAGAAGAUCGAGGUAGUGAACGCAAUUCAUGUUUUAAAGAGUUGCUCCUUUUAUAUUAAAAUGUUUAAUUUCCAGAGAACGCUGUUUUAGGAAAUGCAUAAGACUAUGCAAUAAUUUUUAAUCUAUAAUAUUAAUGGAGUAUUAAAAGCUGUCAUACCUUCUGUGAUCUUUAACUUUCUGCACUGAAUAACCACAUAGUUGAGACAGGGUGGCUUCAGACCUUCACAGAAGACAUUACAAGCAUAUGGCUCUUGGUUUCAAUUUAACCCCAUUAGUAUUUUAAAAAACCUUGUGGGUCUUGAAAUAGUGGUGAUGGGAAAGAUACUGAAGAACUUUUCAUGUCAUGGGAAUUUCAUUGAGUUCCUCUGAAGCACCUCACAUAACUUAGAAUCUUAACAACUGAAUUUGUUUGGUAUCCCAGGUCUUAAAAGUUUUUGGCUUUUGUGUUAACAUCACAUAUUUGGAAUUAGGGUUUUUGAAUUCAGCCAUAACUGCACGUAAAAGUCUUCCGAGCUAAAGGCAGACCUCUUCAGUGACUUUCAUAUGACCAAUAUGUUAUUUCAAGGAAGAAAAUACCACUAACUUAUGCUUUUUAUGUCAAUAUUAAACUCUUGUCUUGGUGACUUUA